AUGGGCAAAAGGAACUCAAAACUGAAGCAAGAUACAAUCGACAAAUUAAUAGAAGACACGUAUUUUUCGGAAAAAGAAAUCAGACAAUGGCACAAAGGUUUUCUAAAGGAUUGCCCAAACGGAUUACUGACGGAACAAGGUUUUAUAAAAAUAUACAGACAAUUUUUCCCGCAAGGUGAUCCAACAAAAUUCGCAUCACUUGUGUUCAGAGUGUUUGACGAAAAUAAGGAGGUAUACCAGGUUGCCAUCGCCGCUUGUAAUGGUGGCUGCGUCGUCCAAGGUCAGACUUUUUGUUCAUUAUCUUCUCCAUAA
This is a messenger RNA of Macrosiphum euphorbiae (potato aphid), 312 nucleotides long. The record is from the annotation of a GenBank genome assembly. NCBI's taxonomy places the organism in Eukaryota, Metazoa, Arthropoda, Insecta, Hemiptera, Aphididae.